UGAUGAUCUCAGGGUAAAGAUGUUUCUUCAACUAAAUUCCCGCGACGAUUGCGAGAGCCAGAAAAGUUUCCCACGUAAAAACCAAACGACUACAGAACAAAAAUAAUGGGAACUUUUUAAUUUCAAGUUAACCACCGUGCCGGUGCGGUUGCGUCUGUCACCGCCUGUCUCCAACCCUACCAGAAGCCGAAGCCACAGCCACACUACUUUUUCUCACCGAAUCUGUCUCCGCUAUUCCCUUGGAUCGAACAUGCAGCGCAAUGGUCUCAAUGGCUUUUGAUUCCCAUCUUCUCCAGCAGCCGUCUGGAACCCGACGUGGUCCCAUGUAAUUCCAGCCCCUCUACAUUGUGCUUGCUGAAGCCCAUUUAUUGAACCCUACCAGCCAAACCCUGUUUCGCCAUUCCUUUCAAGUUAGAAUCAGAUUUCUCUGCAGGCUGGCGUGUGUGAUACUUCAUUUGGGUGCCUUCUGUUUCUCGUCUUCGUAAUUGUUUGUUUCGUUAUGUGGCUGUGUGCUUCUAGGAUCUUGAAGGAUUUUAGCUGGGCGUUGGAUUCAAGUCAUAGUUGACUAUUUUCUUGACGGAAGCAAAUUCACUAAAUCCUCUGAGCUAACCUGUCCUGUAAUUGCUUCGGAGCCUCUUUCUUAGUGAUAGGUUCCGAGGCAAAAAUUAUUCGAUCAGGCGCCAAAAUGGAUGUAAAUAGUUCGAAAGAUAUGGUUGGCGGUGACAUGUUGUCUUUGGCAGCUAUAGGUUCUUCUGAAGUUUCAGAGGCGACCCCUGAUUCGCUAAAAAACACGCCCUCUAACAUUGCAAAAUUGGAGGAUGUCAUCGAGCACUGCGAAGGUAGGCAGAAGUAUCUUGCACAGACAAGGAGUCCUUCCGACGGCGGCGAUGUUCGCUGGUAUUUCUGUAAAGUACCUUUGCUUGGGAAUGAGCUAGCAGCAUCAGUUCCUAAGACUGAAAUAGUUGGGAAGGGUGACUAUUUUCGAUUUGGCAUGAGGGAUUCUCUUGCAAUAGAGGCAUCUUUCUUGCAGAGAGAGGAAGAACUACUUUCUAUUUGGUGGAAAGAAAUUGCUGAAUGUAGUGAAGGGCCAAAAGAAAGAGCUGGUACUGGUCUGAGGCUCGAUAAACAAAGAUAUGAAUCUGCUUCGGAGGUUGCUAAAUUAAUCAAAUUGUAUGACAUUGAAGAAGAGCGAGUUGGUGUUCCUGUCAAAGGAGGACUCUAUGAGGUAGAUUUAGUGAAGAGACAUUGUUUUCCUGUUUAUUGGAAUGCAGAAAAUCGUCGAGUAAUGAGAGGCCAUUGGUUUGCUCGUAAAGGAGGACUUGAUUGGCUUCCACUUCGGGAGGAUGUUGCCGAACAGUUAGAAAUUGCUUAUCGUAGUCGGGUGUGGUGCCGGAGAACAUUUCAGCCAUCUGGACUUUUUGCAUCCCGAGUUGAUUUACAAGGAUCUACCCUAGGACUUCAUGCUCUUUUCACUGGGGAGGAUGAUACUUGGGAGGCUUGGCUGAAUGUUGAUGCUUCUGGUUUUUCUAGCGUGAUUAGUUUGGGUGGCAAUGGAAUUAAGUUAAGGCGUGGCUAUUCCCUGUCUAACGCUCCUAAACCUACUCAAGAUGAUUUGCGCCAGCAGAGGGAAGAAGAAAUGGACGAUUACUGUUCACAGGUUCCUGUUCGACACCUUGUGUUUAUGGUUCAUGGCAUUGGUCAAAGACUGGAGAAAUCUAAUCUAGUUGAUGAUGUUGGGAAUUUUCGGCAUAUUACAUCCAGUCUUGGAGAGCGGCACCUCACUUUCCACCAACGUAGCACUCAAAGAGUUCUUUUUAUCCCAUGCCAAUGGAGGAAGGGUCUGAAGCUUAGUGGUGAAGCUGCUGUUGAAAAAAUCACUUUAGAUGGAGUGAAGGGUUUGCGUGUCAUGUUGGGUGCGACUGCUCAUGAUGUUUUGUAUUACAUGAGCCCUAUAUAUUGUCAAGACAUCAUCAACUCGGUAUCUAACCAAUUAAACCGACUUUAUAUGAAGUUUCUUAGAAGGAAUCCAGGAUAUGAUGGAAAGGUUUCCAUAUAUGGGCACUCUUUGGGGAGCGUCCUUUCGUAUGAUAUCCUUUGCCACCAGGACAAUCUGUCGUCUCCUUUUCCAAUGGAUUGGAUGUAUGGGGAACAUACUAGAAGUGAAGGGUUCUCGGGGGUGGACAAUGAAUCCUUUACACAGAAUUCUUCUUGCAGUACGGGCGAUAAAUAUUCUACUGCAGUUUAUGGAUGUGCAGACAUUGCGCACUUUGCUGAAGAGGAAGAUGAGAGAAAUGUGAAUCAAAUGCAUCUGCAUAUGGAAGAGCCUUCCAUUGUUGUUGAUCCUACUACAUCACAUUCAUCUGAUUUCAUUUCUAAGCAAGAGAAUACUUAUGGGGAAGCUGAUUAUGAGUCCUGCAAAAGGAUUCCUCUAACAAGUGAUGGGUUUCAAAGGUUAAAUAAAAAUGGUAACUGCGACUUAGAGGAUCCCAGUGUAAAUAAAAUUGCUGAGCUACAACUUGAGAAUUCAGAAGAUAAAGAUGCAGUAAUCAAAUCCCUGGAAGAAGAGGUUGAUUGUCUUAAAAAGAAAUUAGCGGAGCUUGAAUUGAUGUCUGCUAAUAGGGAUACAGAUGGGGGAUUGAAUCAAGGAAAUAAGAAAAGUAUAGUUGGUAUGCCCAAGGAGCCUAUGUUAGAAGAGGAAACUCCUGAACAAGAUGAUGGAUCGAAGAGUUUUACUCCUUAUAUAAAGUACAAAAAGCUUGCAUUUAAGGUUGAUACAUUUUUUGCUGUUGGAUCUCCUCUUGGGGUCUUUCUUGCACUUCGUAAUAUCCGUAUUGGAAUUGGAAAAGGGAAAGCAUAUUGGGAUGAAGAAAAUAUAAGUGAAGAAAUGCCAGCUUGUCGACAAAUGUUUAACAUUUUUCAUCCAUUUGAUCCUGUAGCAUACAGUAUACCUUAUGGAGAACGUAUAAUGGAAGCUUUAUUGGAUUUAUACAGAAUAGAGCCACUUGUAUGCAAAGAGUACAUGCUCAAACGACCUGUUAUUAUACCAUUCCAUAGAGGUGGAAGGAGGUUGCAUAUUGGAUUUCGUGAAUUUACUGAUAACCUGGCUCUUCGUUCUCAGGCAAUAAAGGACGAUCUACACACUCUGGGGGUGAAGGUACUCACAGUUUGCCAAUCAAAACAAGCAGAUAGUCUAGAAGAAGGAGAUGAGAAUUUUCAAGAAGGAGAACUGAAGUGUUAUGGUGUUGCAAUGAUGGAGAGAUUGACAGGAAGUGAAGGAGGACGGAUUGAUCACAUGCUUCAAGAUAAAACAUUUGAGCAUCCAUAUAUGCAAGCCAUUAAGUCCCAUACAAACUACUGGAGAGAUCAUGACACUGCUCUUUUCAUAUUGAAACACUUAUAUCGAGAUAUACCUGAAGAUCCCGAUACACCUCCAGAAUAUACUGAAUCCGAUUCAAAUGAUUGCUGGUACAACCAAAGAGAAACUAUUGAAGAAGAGCUUUCUUUGACAUUUUCCGAUGAAAAUGUGGUACGAAACUUCUCUAGAAAAGCAAAGAAAAUGAUGAAAAAUCAUAGAUAGACAACAAGCAUCGAAAGGCAAUAGGCAAUAGGAAUAGCUACAACUUCUAAGGUUAGUGAAGGCUGAACGACCGGGAUUGGCAUGUUAAUGAAUAUGCAAAUUUCCACCUUAAAAAUGGGGAGAUUUGCUGUUGGCGGGCUUGGGGUCACUUUACUCAGUAUUCUCUCCUUUCUUUCCAUGUACAUAAAGAGGAAGACCAAAUGGGGAUCAUAAUAUGUAACUUGUAAAUUAAAACGUGUAAAUGAGGCCAAACUGCUGUUCUCUGACAGUAAUAGAAAGUAGGCAGGCGAAGAGGUUAAAGUAGCAAA
Messenger RNA from Cucurbita pepo subsp. pepo (vegetable marrow), 3885 nucleotides. The record is from RefSeq and is a predicted model, not a curated record. Lineage: Eukaryota; Viridiplantae; Streptophyta; Magnoliopsida; Cucurbitales; Cucurbitaceae.